CGAGCGUCAAGCGGGGAAUUAUUGACAGAUAAUCUCUAUGGACAAGGGUCCGCCACACGCAACACGCAAGUGGCCGUCAGGCGCACACACGAACAGGUCUAAGUCACAGUCAUGGACACGGUGGCCGGCUGCCCAUGCGAUGGAUCACACCACACGAAUGGACGGCUCCCCUGCCUUAUCCCGGUCCGGCCUGGCUCUCCCCGUCUGCCUGUCUCGCCAACUCAACCACCAGCGGACGCGCAUCUAACAACGCGCUCGGGCACUACAACCAACAUGCUACCACAUGCACCCAGCCCGUCUACUUGUCCUGCAUGUGCCGGAAGCCCUUGUCCUUCAGGGUGCGCUGCUCGCGGUCGAUGCAGUCCAGGUACUCCUCGUCGUAGUCGUGCGGCUGGCGGCCGGCCCCGGUCUUGGCCCGCUUCCUGGGAUGCGCCUCGGGGUUGCAGAGGUACGACAGCUUGUCGUUGAGCGACUUCGUCAUGCGCCUGGUCAGCCAGUGCUCAUCUGUCCACGACAGCGACACAGACAACGCACAACACCACACCAAUGGUGAUAGAUAGAAAGGUGCUGCGUGGCCCUUUUCCCCACUCACCGAUCUCGCGGGCCUUCUUCUCGUGCGUGUUGAGGAUGGUGCGGUCUUCCACCUGCUUGACGAACACCUCGUACUUCGGGCUCUUCGGGUCCUCGUGCCACAUCCACAACAACUCACUCGUCAACGCCGGGAUGACCUUGUCAGACAAACGCUGUGGCCACACACACACACACACACAUACACACCACACAUCACACCCAUGCCCACGAUGAGACCCGAACAGCCCGGAGGCCCAUCCUCCGCUCGUCUGUCGAGCUGCGUACCUCGAUCUCAGCCGUAACCUUGGCGUGCACGUCCGUCACGGUCGGGUCCUUCUUGAGGUCCUCCAGGAAGUUGUCGAACGGCUGGUUGAGCCGGUCGCGGAUGGCGUUGGACACGACGGUCGCCCAGUCGAUACGCCUGCAGACACCACAGAGACACAACCGACCACAUCCUCGCCCGGCAGCGGGCUGUGCGACCUCCCUGCCUGAUGAUGGGUGGGGUGCUUACGUGCGAUUGUAGCCGUCCUCGGGGAGCUUGCAACGGAAGAUCUCGACGCGCUUGCCGUCCGCCUCGUACACCACCUCCAUGUGCAACGCGUCCUUGCCGACGAACUUGACCAACGCCAGCAGCUCCGACCGCUGCAGACAUCCACACACACACACAUACAAACACCACCCUACCCACCGUGUGAGAGCAUCCCUCUCUCUCCAUGUCGCACCCCACCUACCUUCAGAUGCGCUCUCAGACUGCGCUUCUGGGCUAUCGCCUUGAACGCCUCGCCGAUGUUCGCAGGCACGUUGACCUUGAGCAUGGCCACAAUCGCCUUCGCCUCUUGUUCGGUCUGCGCCUUAGUCUGACGGUAGGCGGACUGCUUGAUCUGCUCCACCGUCGCUUGCGCCAUCGGCGGCGCCGGCUUGGGCGAUGACGAGCCCGCUGACAUCCUCGCUAAGCAAAACAAACGGGGGAAGAUGGCGGGAGGGGAAGUGAUGGCUGGAUGGGAUGGAUGGAUGGCUAGAUGCCGCGCCUAAAACAACUACUAAGCAGCCGCUGGGACGGCAGGGAGCGGCAGAGGCGGCCUGUGGGGUCUACAAGUCGCUGAUGAAGCCGCCAAUCCCCGAGUCCAAUCUGUGUUAGGGUCUGGUGUGUAAAACAGAAAUAUUCUGACCAAUGGCUGAG
Messenger RNA from Vitrella brassicaformis, 1750 nucleotides. Lineage: Eukaryota; Vitrellaceae. The record is from the annotation of a GenBank genome assembly.